UGUUGUUAUUUCUCAUCGUUCAGCCAAAAGCCCGAACACAAGCACCCCGAGUGCGCGACCUGGUCCGCUUCACAGCUCGAACAUCGGAGAAGCCAUUGAGGGGGCGAGAUCCCUGACCGAUUUGUUCUUCUCGGUUCCCGAUCGCAACCUGUCAAUUGCUGUCAAAUCUUGACAUAUGCACUGUCGCAACUUUCUAGAACCGCCAAAGACGCAGUCAUGGCCCACGCACAUGCACACCCGAUCCCCCAUGACCUCUUCACUCAAGAGACCCCUCCGUCACCAGCCCUGACAAACCCGGAUAUGAUCCUUCCAUAUCGACCUCUCGAAAAUCCAAGCCCAAUACCACUGGCUUCCUCCCCUAUACUACUGGCAUCACCUUCCCCUGCGCGACCCGAUUCCGCUGUGUCGUUGACUUCACCUGACUACGAGGUGCCCAUGGAAUUAGGAGUUGCGACAACGGUCCGAAUGCCGCCACGCAUGGUGGCCCCAAUCGACACAAACUACUAUGGCUACGAACACGGUGCGCCGCUCAGUGAUAUCGGGGAAGAGGAGACCCCGAUAUCAAGGAAGAGUCGAGCAACGGAUUAUUUUGCACAUUCGGACCCGCCGUCACCUACACCUGGUGGUGCAAACAUGCGACAGUCGCGAAGACUCAGUACGCAAUCUUCAUCGAGUACGGGGUCGGAUCUGGGGGACUGGGAGAACUUUGAUACGUCCAAGAUUAUGAAUGAACGACUUGCUGCCGAUGUCGCCAAAGUGCCGGACGACAAGGUGGACGGGAGUGAUAGUAAAAGGAAUAGUAUGGUUGGGAUGGGUGCUGAGGACGAAAUGGCGCUGCUCAAUGAACGGGCAGAAAAGAUCUUAGCACAAGCAAGGAAAAGAUUAACUACCAUGGAAGACAACUUGAGUAAAGCGCGACACAGCGUCCUUCUAUCUUCGCGCUCUUCACCGAACAUGAACGCUGAGCUGCAUCAACCCGCUGGAGGACUCUACCGCUCCAUCUCCUUGGCUGGCGCCAGUUCACGCAAGCCCCGGAUGUUGACUCAGGUCACACGGUCCAAUUCGACGCAUUCCAGAGGUGGCAGCGAUACAGCACUCAAUGGUGGCUUGAAGCGUUUAUCGAUGAUUGCAGAGUCAAGGUCUGCAAGUGCUCUGGAAUAUGGUCUUCGACAGGAAUCGCCGCAACAGUUCGAGUCCUCACCCAGGCCUCGAGCCGAAGGAGCAUCGCCUACUAGCAAUCACAGUCAUGACUCGCCUCUGAGGGCUCUCAAGGAGGAGGACGAAGGCACGCCCAGCACGAUCAAAACUUCUCCUGAAUCGUCAGGACCUCGAGGGCUUGGAAUCAAUACUCUUGCCUCCAUAUCCAGAGAAGAUGUUUCUGUCCUUCCUAGCAGUCCAAGCACCACAAUCGCUCGGUCACCUUCACAGAUGUCGAGCCGUUCCACAAAAGAGAUUCGGGAGCAAAUGUCGGAUUUGCGAAGCAGGAUCUCCGAUCUGAGGGAGAAAGCGCAAGCCGACAGCCUCAGAAGGAGAAGCAUGCAGAGCGUUCGCACACCCAGUCCGUUCACAAAUGCCAAGUCGCCGGAACAAUGGUACACCAGUGCGCCAGAAUAUAGAGAAGCAGGCAGUCCACUCAAUACAAAUGCAGGACUGGGCUGGAGCCCCUCUCAGCACAAAAGCCCAGUCGAAAUCCAAGUCACUCCCGUGACGCCUCAGGAGCAAAAGUUCCUUCAUGUGGAUCAACCAGCCACAAAUGAAUCCAAGCUCAAUAGUGUCGCCAAAACCGAUAAAAAUACCCCGAGCUUACACAAGUCCGUCAACGUCCUGCCUCCUCCUGGCAAUGAGGCUGGGUCAGUUGUUCAAGAAUCUUGCUAUGAGGAUGCAGCCCAAGCUUUGGACGAGGAAGAACCAGUUGCUGCUUCAGAAGAAGAACAAAUCUAUCUUAAUGAAGUCCUCCAGGAGAGUCUGGAGGAGGUGGAGCCAGAUGUUCCUGAUCUGCCAGAACACCUUCUGGCAACUGAACAAGCAGCAGGAAGACACGAAGACAGAUACGAUGCCUUCGAUUAUGAGAACAUGUUUCUCCACAGCGCUCUAGGCAAUUACACCGGAACGGGAACGCGAAGUGAGACUCCGAGUGAAAGCGAUACUAGCAGCUUGAUGACAACUCGAGCAGAGCAAAAUACGCCAACCGCCGAAGAUGAUGACGAAGAGCCGACAGACUCUGAAUCAGUUGAUGGAGAAAGGUCGGGUACCCCAACCCCAGUGGCGGACAAGUUCUCGCAACAACUAUCGCAGGCGCCACCUAUGGCACAUAUGCGGACGCCCUUAAAGCCCUGGAUGAAGAACGUUCGAAGUAAUAGCAUGGAUUCUGUGUCCACUGUGGCAACUUUCGCUACCGCGACAGAAGGUGAUGGGCAUGAAGAAACUCAAAGUGAGGAUGGUCUACCAACUGAGAUCUUAACCUGGGGACAAGGCAUUGAUGUAUCCCAGCGCCCAAAGAGCUCGGGGGCUAAAACGAUUCCACCAGUUUGGCAGGCACCUCCCGUGACUGGCCCAGCUUUGCGGCCAGGAACCAUGUCGCCGCAGAAGGCUCGUCAGCAGGCUACAGUGGUCACUAAUGGGAUCCCGACACCACCUACCCAAUCACCGAAUAUGGUGUCCACUGUGUCGCCAUCGUCUGUCGAACGCCAGCCUCCACCACCGAGCGCCGUACUAAUUGACCACCCUGCGAACACAGAAAUUCUCAUGGAGAGCCUCGUUAAACUUGCAGAUCCCGAGUUCACCAUAGCCAAUGGGCAAAAGUCGAUGACAUUUACAGACGUUGACAAAGAUCUUGUUCUGGAUCUCCUGCGAGCGGUUGGAGGCCUCUGCAAUCAAAUCUUGAAAGCUGAAGAGCAGCAUGAAACACACGCCGCCAAAGUUCUCAGAAGAAGACUAGAUGCGUCAAGAAGACUCCUGGAGGGUCAGUCAAAUGACUAGGAAUGGCGUCUAAAUGAGUCGUCCAACGCCCAUGACUUGAGAGGUGUAUGAGUGUCAACGAAGUAAAGUCAUGGUGGUUUUUGAUUAAUGAAUUUGGAGAUGACUAAAUCUCUGAUUAGAAGUGUUUGGCACCGAGCAGUGCACAUUCACGUAUAUUUUUCUUGGAGGACUUUUGGUGACUGUGAUGGCUUUUCUAGCGUAUACCCAAUAUUCCCUAUGAUUCUGGAAUC
Molecule: messenger RNA, 3209 nt
Organism: Exophiala oligosperma
Lineage: Eukaryota; Fungi; Ascomycota; Eurotiomycetes; Chaetothyriales; Herpotrichiellaceae
Exons: 1
Coding region: 217-2979 (920 amino acids)
Source: RefSeq, a predicted model, not a curated record